Messenger RNA from Galendromus occidentalis (western predatory mite), 1222 nucleotides. RefSeq names its product cAMP-dependent protein kinase catalytic subunit PRKX. The record is from RefSeq and is a predicted model, not a curated record. The transcript has 9 exons. Gene Ontology annotation, molecular function: ATP binding; cAMP-dependent protein kinase activity. The coding region runs from base 146 to 1129 and encodes 327 amino acids. Gene Ontology annotation, cellular component: cAMP-dependent protein kinase complex; cytosol. Gene Ontology annotation, biological process: protein phosphorylation. Lineage: Eukaryota; Metazoa; Arthropoda; Arachnida; Mesostigmata; Phytoseiidae.
UGUGCCACGGAGAAGUGCGUACUCGAGCACCGUGAGCUGCAGUUCAAGUUCAUCAUCGUCGAGCUCCUACGACGACGAGAACCCUCGGCUCUCGAACGGUGAAGCCAACGUCACGUUCACCCUAACCGUUAAGCAAGGGAAUCAGAUGGGACAGACAGCGUCUGAUAGCUCAGAGGACAAAAAAGAUUUCAGACUACGCGAUCUCAGCAUUAUAAAAACAAUAGGCACCGGAACCUUCGGAAGAGUUUGCCUAUGCCGAGCCCGCAACGAAUUCUAUGCUUUGAAAAUAAUGCGCAUAGAAGACGUGAUACGCCUCAAACAGGUCGAUCAUGUGCGGAGCGAGAAAACGAUUCUUCAGCAUGUGCACCACCCCUUCAUCAUAAAGCUCCUGUGGACCCAUCACAGUAAUAGCGCUCUCUACAUGCUGCUCGAAUACGUCGCCGGCGGCGAACUAUUUACUUAUCUACGGAAUGCGGGAAAGUUCUCAAAUGCUGCGGCCAUUUUUUACGCCAGCGAAAUCGUUCUAGCCCUGGAGUACCUCCAUUCGAAAAACAUUGUCUACCGAGAUCUCAAACCAGAGAAUCUGCUCCUCGACACAGCCGGCCACCUGAAAGUAACGGACUUCGGGUUUGCCAAGCAGCUUACGGACCGAACAUGGACCUUGUGCGGGACACCAGAGUACCUCGCUCCCGAAAUCAUCCAGAGUAAAGGUCACAACAAAGCCGUAGACUGGUGGGCGCUCGGCAUUCUCAUUUUCGAAAUGCUAUGUGGGCAUCCCCCGUUCUACGACGAUAACCCUUUCGGGAUUUACGAGAAAAUUCUCGCCGGAAAUAUCGACUGGCCAAAACAUCUCGUCGCAGACGCUAGGGACAUUAUCAAAAGACUUCUGGUUGUCGAACGAUCGAAGCGGCUGGGAUCGAUGAAAAACGGCGCCGACGAUGUCAAACGGCAUCGGUGGUUUUCAUUGGUGAAUUGGCACCACGUCUACAUGAAACGAGUUCGACCGCCCUUCGUGCCAUCCGUUUCGUUCGAUGGCGACACGACGAAUUUCGACGAGUACGACGAAAAAGAAGUCGACUUACGCGACGAUGUUGACAGUGACGACGACUCGUUUUUCGGUGACUUCUAGGCGUUGAAUAUAAAUAAAUAUAUGUACAAGAUGGAGAAGACCAUAAGAAAUAUGUUUAUAUACCUCGCAGACGAAACGACAAAGCGGAGGCUA